Molecule: messenger RNA, 2546 nt
Organism: Clupea harengus (Atlantic herring)
Lineage: Eukaryota; Metazoa; Chordata; Actinopteri; Clupeiformes; Clupeidae
Gene: ptger2a
Product: prostaglandin E receptor 2a (subtype EP2)
Biological process (GO): inflammatory response; adenylate cyclase-activating G protein-coupled receptor signaling pathway; positive regulation of cytosolic calcium ion concentration
Cellular component (GO): plasma membrane
Molecular function (GO): prostaglandin E receptor activity
Source: RefSeq, a predicted model, not a curated record
CGCUGCAUCUCUUAGCUUCGCCCUCGAACAGCGCAUUCACUGCACGCAUGGCUCACACGCGCUCCACCACUCUGUGAUUCCUCGAGAUAGCAGAAGGCGGCCGCAUGCACACCACUUCAUCUGGGAGGGGGGUGGAUAUUUUAUGGAGUGCUGGAACAGAGAGCAGACACUGCGCGCGUUUUUAGACCAUGCCACGGAGUAGGACGGUGCUGUGAAGUUGAAUCUGGGCAGUCAAGCAACGUUCUACACAGUCGUCUCUCUGACAUAAAAGGGGAUCAAAAGUUAUAACUCCAGAGUUGCUCCUUACACAAGAGGACUUGGAAUGACUGGGGCGCCGUAACUUCGUCCCCAGAAAACAAGAUCAAAGUUUGCCGGAGAGACAAUAGUGUUCAUAUGGAGAAUGACAUCUGUCACCAAAGAGAUACGGUGGAGCCCGGCAGUCCACUCAUCAGCGCGAUCAUGUUCUCCGCCGGAGUCAUCGGCAACAUUAUGGCGCUCGUGCUCCUGGAGAUCCGACGCAGGAAAGAGAAAAGCAGACAGCGGCUUUCCCUGUUCCGUUUGCUGGUGACCACGCUGGUCAUCACGGAUCUCACCGGGACAUGCCUCGUCAGUCCUCUCGUACUGACAUCAUACUCGAUCAACACGACCAUGAUCGGGAUGAGCGAGACAGGCGCCGUUUGCCAAUAUUUCGGGUUCACCAUGACUUUCUUCAGUUUGGCAACUCUGUCGCUACUCCUCGCGAUGGCCCUCGAGAGAUGUCUCUCCAUCGGGUACCCUUACCUGUACGGACGGUACAUCACCAAGCGCUGUGGAUACUUCACCGUGCCUUUAAUAUAUGUAGUGUGCUUUGUUUUUUGUCUAAUGCCAUUUGCAGGGUUUGGAACAUAUGUUCAGUACUGCCCCGGGACUUGGUGCUUCAUAGAUAUGAAUCCAAGCACUACAGAGGAUAGAGUUUACGCCGAGGUGUAUGCCACCGUUAUGCUCAUCGUAGUAGUGUCUAUAGUAGCCUGUAAUGGUUUUGUUGUCUAUCACCUGGUUUUGAUGUACCGGAGGCGAAGCAGAAUGAACGGUGGGUCCAUAACCACACGGAGUAGAAAAGACCGCAGAUACUUCUCAAUGGCUGAGGAGUUCGAACACCUCAUUCUGCUCGUGGUCAUGACGGUGAUAUUCGUCAUUUGCUCAGUUCCGUUAAUGGUCCGUGUGUACAUCAACUCCAUCAGCCAAAAGCAAGAGAGCCACAAGACGGACCUGGUGGCCCUGCGUUUCCUCUCCAUCAACUCCAUCAUCGACCCCUGGGUCUUCAUCAUCCUCAGCCCGUCCGUGAUGCGCUUUCUCUGGGGUGCCAUGUGCAAGACCUUCAUCCUCCCCUCCAGGGACUCCCUCUUCCGGAGCUCCCUGGGCAAGAACUCCCUGGUCGUCAAAGACCCCCAGGCCCAGCUGGAGCUGGGCCAGUGCACGGCCAUCACGGAGAUCUCAAACCCGCAGAAGUCUGCUCAGAUGGUGUGACCAAGCCAGGGGUGGGCACAGAGGGCUAAGCUGGCACAGAUGCCACGAGUUGGGUGAAGUCAUGCAUAGAAUGCACACGGGUGUGUACCUGAUUCAGAUUCAGAUUCUGAACGCCUCUUAAAGACGGUUGAGAAGAGGUGAUUGUAAAUAAGCCGUAAAAGAGAUGUAAAGGAAGCGAGGCAUAGAGGCAUAGCAGGUUACCACCCACUUAAUUUAGCCCUGGCAGAGGGGACCAAUUAGAAGCCUCUGUGGAACUCCCUUCAAAGUAAAAGCCUCACCCUUACUAUCCUGACCACCACAGAAUGCUGCUUUUUUUUUUAAAGGAGGAAUUCUGUUCGUUUAUUUUUGUGUCCUCUAAGUUGGGUUUGAAAAUCCCCUGUGGUAGCCACACUUGACCUGUGCUAAUGUUUUCUAACUCGGGGUGACUGAGGCCAGGGAAACGUAGCAGAGCUUCUAAUAACAGUGCCAUCCCUGGUUAUAGAAGCUGUGGGUGACUUCCUGGUCUUCAAAAAGACUUUUCGAGUUUGCAGCAGUACUAAAAGCAUGUUUGUUGGACAUGACCUCCCCGCCAGAGGAAUGACUUUGGUGUGUGUGCUGCGGAAGCUGGAAUUCAAAUUCCCAUGCGAUCCUUUUAAGACUUUAGGAGAAUAGAGAGAAGGUCGUUCAUCUAUUCAGCGACCUCUGGAACACUCGAUAGAAAAAAAAUGCAGCAGCAACAUCAAACAGCAUUCUAGCACAUGGUAUCUGGAGACGCUUGCCACUCGACAGGCUUGCCACAUGUUGUCCCACCGAAGCAGUUCACCCUCGCGGCCCUAGACCUCUCGGGUCAAAGGGGUCAAAACACAGGCUCUCCCGGUUGAAGCUUGAACCCCUCCUUGUUUUGGUGCAUUACUUCAGGGGGUUUAAGGGGUGUGAUGGGUGCUUUGCCAAAGUCCAUUAUUUUCCAUAGGAGCAGACUCAUAUUCCACUCAUGCAGAGAGGGGGUCUGCUGUCUUUGCGCUGGCAAGACACUUAAAGUAUUACCAGGUGUAUUGGUGCAG